Messenger RNA from Cervus elaphus (red deer), 1422 nucleotides. It is a transcript of the gene TEFM, whose product is annotated as transcription elongation factor, mitochondrial. The transcript has 4 exons. NCBI's taxonomy places the organism in Eukaryota, Metazoa, Chordata, Mammalia, Artiodactyla, Cervidae. Gene Ontology annotation, cellular component: mitochondrial nucleoid. Bases 33 to 1205 code for a protein of 390 amino acids. The record is from RefSeq and is a predicted model, not a curated record. Gene Ontology annotation, biological process: mitochondrial transcription; transcription elongation by mitochondrial RNA polymerase. Gene Ontology annotation, molecular function: nucleic acid binding; DNA polymerase processivity factor activity.
GGCCGGAACGCCACUUCCGCCGGAACCUUUGAAUGGCCGGGCGCUUUGGGACGAAGCACGCAGGAACCGGAAGUCCGUGGGGGAAGACUGGACCGUGGGAACCUACUGCUUUAACGUGGAGGAUGAACGUACCUAGUCUCCUCUUGGCGGGAGGGAGAUGGAGAUGUUUUCCACUUCCAUUAGGGUACUCUUUAUUCCAGGCCCUACAUAAUUCCUGCUGUCGGAAAGAAUCCACUGCACCAAAGAAAAUCAUUCCCCAUGUCGAUUUUUCUGAUGAGACAGCAAAGGAGUCUGGAAAGACACUGGACAAGCUCUUCUCUUCAGAACAGCAGGCUUCCAUCUUGCAUGUGUUGAAUACAGCAUCGAAUAAAGAACUUGAAGCUUUCAAAUUGCUUCGUGGAAAAAAGUCCCUCAAUAUUGUAGAACACAGAGAAAAGUUUGGACCAUUUCCGAAUUUGGAGAGUUUAAUGAAUGUGCCCUUGUUCCAGUAUAAAAUCACCAUUCAAGUUUGUAACUCCAUUCUUAAUCCAGAGACCGAAGGGAAAAAAAAGAAGUUACAGGAAAGUCGGCUCUUGAGAAAGCUCAUCAAACCAGAAAUAGGAAGAGAGAGAGUUAAGGCAGUUAAUAGUAUUGUAUCCAUUGUUUCUGGUACUCGAAGAAUUGCCUGGGCUCACCUCGAUCGGAAAUUGGCAGUGCUGGACUGGCAGCAAACUGAAUAUUGCCAAUUGAUGAAAGGAUCAUACCUAUCAUCUGUCUAUUUAGAAGAGAUUUCGUCAAUCAUUUCAAAGAUGCCUAAAGCGGACUUCUAUGUUCUGGAAAAAACAGGACCUUCAUUUCAGAACCCAUCUCUGUUUCCUGUGCUGUUACAUUUUCACAUGACGGAAGCCAUGCUGUACGCCUUACUGAAUACAACUUUUGCCCGGGACGGCCGUCAUCAGGUGCUGAGCGUGAAUCGAAACGCAGUGGGGAAGCACUUUGAGCUGAUGAUUGGGGACACACGGACUAGUGGGAAAGAGGUGGUGAAGCAGCUCCUCUCAGAGUCUGUCCUGAGAGAUGAGCCGCGGGUGUUCUUCCCACCCGAGAAGAUAGUCCGCUACAGGCAGAUGUUUUCAUCUACCGAACACAACAGAGUGGAGGAGUUAUAUGAUUCAUUAUUACAAGCUAUUGCCUUCUAUGAACUGGCUGUUCUUAAUACUGAAUCUUAAAAUUCUGAGGUUAGUAUGUUACAUGCUGUUAAUAUUCUGUGAAUUUAUAUUUAUUAGCUCCUAAGUUGUAAAAGUAACUGUUUUCAACAUCCAUGUUAACAGAGAAGAAAACACACGUUUGAAUGUAUUUAGAUGUUUAGAGUCAGACUUUUGGCUCUUGAAUGGUUUACACAAUAAUAAACCAAGGCUAAAUCAAUAUGAGAUUCUGUGCCUUUCA